Molecule: messenger RNA, 1292 nt
Organism: Leptopilina boulardi
Lineage: Eukaryota; Metazoa; Arthropoda; Insecta; Hymenoptera; Figitidae
Gene: Coq3
Product: ubiquinone biosynthesis O-methyltransferase, mitochondrial
Exons: 4
Coding region: 278-1129 (283 amino acids)
Biological process (GO): ubiquinone biosynthetic process
Molecular function (GO): 2-methoxy-6-polyprenyl-1,4-benzoquinol methyltransferase activity
Source: RefSeq, a predicted model, not a curated record
UGCUAAAAUUAGUUUAUUUUGACAAUUUUAAAUAUAUACAAACAAAGAUUUAAUUAACACAAAUUUAAAAAAUAACAAGUCAUGAUUAAUUAUUAUACUUAGUUAUAAAAAAAGAAUCUUUGCUUUGCAAUGUCAUUCAAUUAUUUUGAUUUCAUUUGUUUAUUUUUUUUGUAAGUGAAUUUUACAAGUGAGAAGUUUUUUGUUUUAAAUACUUCAUUGCAAUUUAUUAUAAUAAAAUAAUUUGCUCAGUUAAAUAUCAUUGAAUCAAGAAAUAAAAAUGAAGGCCGCUAACUUAAUUGCAACAAGGAAUUGUUUUAAAACGAUAAUUCGAAACCGAUCAACGGAACCAGCGAGGGCAAUGCAGGCUGUUGUUAAAACUAAAGCGCCAACAAUUGACAUUCAAGAUGUUUCUAGAUUCUCACAACUUAGCGAAGUAUGGUGGAAUACAUCGGGCGAAAUGAAACCACUUCAUGCAUUAAAUCCACUUAGGGUACAAUUUAUUCGCGAUGGAUUAGCGAAUAUUGGUCACGAGGCAUCGGAUCCUUCUAAACCCCUUGAGGGAAUUUCAAUGAUCGAAAUUGGUUGUGGUGGUGGAAUUCUAUCAGAACCUUUGGCACGCAUCGGUGCUGAUAUAACUGGAAUUGAUCCAUCCGGUGAAUUAAUUCAAUGUGCAAAAAAACACGCUUCACUAGAUCCUUCUUUAUCAAAGCGUUUAAAUUAUAUUCAAACAUCAAUUGAGGAAUUAACACGUUCAAAUACAAAAACUUAUGACGCUCUUGUUGCUUCCGAAGUUUUGGAACAUGUAGCGGACAAAGAAACAUUUCUCAAAUAUUGCACAGAUUUAUUGAAACCUGGUGGUUCAAUUUUUUUAACAACAAUGAAUAAAACACUUCCAUCUUGGCUUGGGGGAAUAAUUGCAGCUGAAUAUAUUCUAAAAAUGGUACCAAUUGGAACUCAUGAUUGGAAUAAAUUUAUUUCACCAAGUGAAACACGAAGAUUACUUGAAAAGUACAAUUGCAGAACUAAAUUGAUUCAUGGAUUGAUGUAUAAUCCGUUUAAAAAUGAAUGGCACUGGUCGUCAUUGACUCCAAUCAAUUAUGCGAUUCAUGCCAUUAAAAAAGGGGAAUAGUUUCUUAAAAUAUAAGUGUUGUAAAUAAUUAUGUAAACAUUUAAACAAGUUUACUUUAAGAAAUUCUUUAAACACUUACUAUUAUGCUUAAAAAGCAAAUUUUCUAGUUUUUAUAAGUUGUCAACAAAAAGAAUGAUAAUAAAAUUUUCUUUAAAACAUAAUA